CGCGGGGCGGCGGGAGCGCUGUGCCGGGCGGGCUGCUGAGGGGCCGCGCUGCCGCGAGCCGGGCUGCCACGCGCCAUGAGCGAGAGACAAGGAACUGGAGCUACAAAUGGGAAAGACAAGGCGUCUGGUGAGAAUGAUGGGCAGAAGAAGGUUCAAGAGGAAUUUGACAUAGACAUGGAUGCGCCAGAGACAGAGCGGGCAGCCGUGGCGAUACAGUCCCAGUUCAGAAAAUUCCAGAAGAAGAAAGCGGGGUCCCAGUCUUAGUACCUACCUCACAGCUUAAAACAAAGUAAUCCUGAAAUGAUUUAUCAAGAAAAUCAGAAGUAACACAAAGAUGCAUGUAAAGAAAUGAUCAAUAUUUAAAACCCCAUUGGCAGAUAACAAACCAUGAGCUUGUGUGUGACUUCAUCCCAGAUGUUUCACACCCACUAUCCUCUGUAACUCACCAUUUUACCUGAUGUUGUAAUAAAAAGUUAGGGUGAAGUA
Molecule: messenger RNA, 486 nt
Organism: Colius striatus (speckled mousebird)
Lineage: Eukaryota; Metazoa; Chordata; Aves; Coliiformes; Coliidae
Gene: PCP4
Product: Purkinje cell protein 4
Exons: 3
Coding region: 76-264 (62 amino acids)
Cellular component (GO): cytoplasm
Molecular function (GO): calcium ion binding; calmodulin binding
Source: RefSeq, a predicted model, not a curated record